Messenger RNA from Abrus precatorius (Indian licorice), 1110 nucleotides. RefSeq lists its product as uncharacterized. The record is from RefSeq and is a predicted model, not a curated record. The coding region runs from base 1 to 1110 and encodes 369 amino acids. NCBI's taxonomy places the organism in Eukaryota, Viridiplantae, Streptophyta, Magnoliopsida, Fabales, Fabaceae. The transcript has 3 exons.
AUGCCUGAGAAAAGUAAAGACCCAGGGACAUUUACCAUUCCAUGCAUCAUUGGUUACAAUAGAAUUGAUAAUGCUAUGCUAGAUCUAGGAGCAUCCAUCACUGUUAUGCCCUUGUCUAUUUUUACUUCGUUAUCUCUUGGCUCCUUGCAGCCCAUAGGUAUGGUUAUCAAGUUGGCCAAUAGAAGCAUAACAAAUCCAGCUGGAAUUGUGGAAGAUGUAUUAGUGAGAGUAAACAACCUCAUUUUUCUAGCUGACUUUUACAUCCUAGAUAUGCAAGAAGGAGAAUCAAUGAAGAGUACUGCACCAAUAAUCCUAGAAAGACCGUUCUUAAAGACUGCAAGAAUGAAAAUUGAUGUAUCCUACAAGAGAUUCAUUAAGGACUUCUCCAAGAUUGUCAUUCCACUUUCCAAACUUUUGCAAAAAGAAGCUGAGUUCAACUUUGAUGAGAAGUGUAAAGAGUCAUUUAACAUUCUUAAGAAGGCCUUGACCACCACACCUAUCAUCCAACCUCCAGAUUGGAGAAGGCUGUUUGAAUUGAUGUGUGAUGCAUCAAAUUUCACAGUGGGAGUUAUCUUAGCACAACAGGUUGGUAAGCUUCCCCAUGUUAUUUACUAUGCUUCCAGAAUCCUGGACUUAGCACAGUGUAAUUACACCACAACUGAAAAAGAAUUGUUGGUCAUAGUCUUUGCAUUGGAUAAGUUUAGGUCAUAUCUCUUAAGGUCGAAAGUUGUGAUUUUUACUGAUCAUUCUAUUUUGAAGUAUUUGCUGAAAAAGACAAAUUCUAAGCUUAGGCUGAUAAGCUAUAGGAGGCCAUCUUGGACUUUAGAGGACAGCAAGAAAAGUGCUAGAUGUAGGACUGUAUCAAGGCCUCCUGGCAAACAUAUUCCACAUGUGAAAGAUGCCAAAAAGCAGGAGGAGCAAUCACUUGGAGACAUGAGAUGUCUCAACAACCCAUACUAUAUUGUGACAUCUUUGAUGUCUAGGGUAUUGAUUUCAUGGGACCCUUCCUAUCAUUUUUUGGUUUUCUAUAUAUACUGCUUGCUAUUGAUUAUGUCUCAAAAUGGGUGGAAGUCAAGGCUACCAGGACUAAUGAUGCCAGGGUUGUUGUAG